Molecule: messenger RNA, 1247 nt
Organism: Ruditapes philippinarum (Manila clam)
Lineage: Eukaryota; Metazoa; Mollusca; Bivalvia; Venerida; Veneridae
Product: protocadherin Fat 4-like
Exons: 11
Coding region: 153-1247 (364 amino acids)
Biological process (GO): homophilic cell-cell adhesion
Cellular component (GO): plasma membrane
Molecular function (GO): calcium ion binding
Source: RefSeq, a predicted model, not a curated record
UAAUAAAGUUUGUAUAAAUUAUCCACAAGAUGCAGCGCAUGUGUUGCAAUUUUACGUAUUUCGUAAGUGUUUAACAAUUUAAGUUUACGGAGAAAUUUAUAUCAACACUUAAAAGUGCAUUUGAUAGCUAAAAGACUGAACAUUUAAGAAGGAUGUUCUUUUCGAUUCUUGGCUAUUUUUUACUCCAAUCACUGGUAGCACAUAUUGUCAAUUGUCAAGCACCAACAUGGCAAUCACCUACAGAUGGUACUACUUAUACUCUAGACAUUAGUCUAGCUGAAGCAUGUUCAGCAAUUGAAAAUGUUGCUGGUGACGAUUUUUUAAGUGCGUUUUCAAGCGGGGAUAUUGUUUAUUAUAGAAAAGUGUCUGAAUCACCGGACGAUAGUGCGUUCAGUGUGACAGAUCAUUUUUCAUCCGACAAAAUGAUCAAGUGUGAAAAGAAAAAUAUCAAAGCCUCUCAGUAUCAAGUGAUUCUUGGUGCAUACUACGAUCCAAGAACAGCCGACACUGAAGCUACUAUAACAGUGACAAUAAAUGUGCAAGGAUUACCAGAACGUAAGAAACCUGUAUGGGUCAAGCCGAAUCCCGACUCAACUGCUGAUGACCACGUUAUAGAUUUAUUAGAGACUUCUAAAGCUGGGGACGUUAUUCUGACACUGUCAGCCACUGACGCCGAUACUGAGACUGCAGGUUUAUCAUUUAACAUGGAUAAAAGUGUUCAGGCUACUAGAGACGUUUUUUUUGUGGAAGGAAACGAAUUAAAAGUUAAAGCUGGCGUAACAACUGACACAUUUGAUAUAGAGAAAGUGGGCGUUGUUGAAACGUAUGCGAUUAUUUUAGAAGUGAGUGAUGGGACAUCAGCAGAAACGUUAUUAACAUCAAUUAUUUUACAAGAUGUGAAUGAUAACAAACCAAUAUUUAGCGGCUCAUUUACAGCUUAUAUUGGAGAAAAUGCUGAAGCAGGUACAACUGUUAUCACUAUCACAGCAUCGGACGCAGAUAAGAGUGCAGAGUUUAACGUAGUUUCGUUUAAAGUUGACGGGGUACUCGAUUCAGUUUUCAUAUUAGAUGGUGACAAAAUUUUAGUAGCAACCGGCGCUACUUUCAGUCGUGCCACUACUCCAACUUACAAAUUUACGAUAGAAGCUUCCGACUCCACUAACACUGAGACACAAGAGUUUACCGUGAACAAAAAAGGGCGGGCUGGCCAAGAAUUUGACAAAGUGUCUAACUGUGUUGUCCUUUGA